Messenger RNA from Aspergillus candidus, 846 nucleotides. Its product is annotated as mitochondrial 37S ribosomal protein bS18m. The transcript is spliced from 3 exons. Gene Ontology annotation, biological process: mitochondrial translation. Gene Ontology annotation, cellular component: ribosome; mitochondrial small ribosomal subunit. Gene Ontology annotation, molecular function: structural constituent of ribosome; small ribosomal subunit rRNA binding. Lineage: Eukaryota; Fungi; Ascomycota; Eurotiomycetes; Eurotiales; Aspergillaceae. The coding region runs from base 84 to 689 and encodes 201 amino acids. The record is from RefSeq and is a predicted model, not a curated record.
CCCACUUCCUCCAUCCUCCCCUUGUCUUUCUUUCUUUGUCGCCAAGAAGAAAUUCCUGGUACUGAGAAAGUACGACUUUCACAAUGGCCCUUCACCUCUCGUCGUGGUCGCCCUUACAAGCCGUCGGAGCGGCCAUGAGAUCCGUCUCUGCCUCCGCCUGUCGCUACAACUCCACCGCGGCGUUCAACGCAGCUGCGCCCGAGCAAGCUGGCAAUGUAUACCAGAGCCAAAAGCCCCGGACGUACCGAGAGCCUCGAACCUACCGCAAACGAAUGCCCAACCGCGAGAAAUUCAUCAUGGACCAGAAGGCGCAGGGAGAGAGCCGGGCGUUGGAGAAAUACCAGACGCGCGAGUGGAAAACCGGCGAUGUCUAUGCGCCCCGAGACCUUAGCACGAGCGAGAUGAGGAAAUGGAGAGAGCGCAAGUUUCCGUCCAAGGAUGCGUUUGAUGCGCUGGAUAUCAAUCCUUUGGAUCUUUAUAAGAACUUCGCCAUCAUGUCCGAAUACGUGACCAACAUGGGUCGCAUCAAGCACAGCAACACCACUGGACUGCGUCCGGUCAACCAGCGCAAGCUUUCCAAGGCUAUCCGACGCGCAGUCGGUCUGGGACUCAUGCCUAGUGUUCACCGACACCCGGAGAUUCUGGCCAUGGAACUCCGAAGCCGUCUGGAAGCCGGCGGUGGGUUUUAAGUAAUUUUCAAAAUCAAAGAUGGGCCGGAAUCCAGCGAAAUUCUUCUCGCGCUGAGCUUUGUUUCUUUUCCGGAGAAGGAUGUCGGACCAUGUACUUUUCUGUUUAUUGCUAUUUCUACCAUAGUGUUCAGAUAUACCGCGGAAAUGUUGACUGUAU